GGUGAGGUUACGGGCAAGCGCAACGCGAAGAUGGAGUAUAUCAAGUACUGGAAGAAAGUCGUUGAACGUUACCACGUCGUGAUCGUCUCAUGGCCAUCCGGGCUGCGGUUCGGCAACCUCAGCAGUGCGGUAACACGCCAGACAGACCUUCGACGCCUUCUAGCCCAUUGGGAGGAAGGCAAGACUCACUGGAAGACCAUCAGCCCUGCGGAACUGAAGAGGCUGAAUGCUGAACGG
This is a messenger RNA of Gloeophyllum trabeum ATCC 11539, 237 nucleotides long. RefSeq lists its product as uncharacterized. The annotation marks the transcript as partial. The record is from RefSeq and is a predicted model, not a curated record. Lineage: Eukaryota; Fungi; Basidiomycota; Agaricomycetes; Gloeophyllales; Gloeophyllaceae. The transcript has a single exon.